GGGAGGGUGCUGGCCUGCGCCCACCGCUACACGAAGGUGCUGUGGUCGGGCAGCGAGGACCAGCGGCGCAUGGUGGGCAAGUGCUACGUGCGGGGCAACGACCUGCGCCUCAACAUCAGCGACGAGUGGCAGACCUACCACAACGAGAUGUGCAACUCCAACACGGACUCGGAGGAGAGCGGCAUGUGCCAGAUGGGCGCCAGCGCCGGCUUCACCUCCAACAUCAUCUACUUCGGGGCGCCCGGCGCCUACAACUGGCAAGGUACCAACUACGUGCUGCAGCGGGAGAUGUGGGACCUGCACGACUCCUCCUACCCCAACGAGAAGAAUGGCAACAUCUACAUAGGGUACGCGGCGGAGAUGGGCAGCGCGGUGCUGCAGCAGCGCGGCGUCACGGUGGUGUCGGGAGCGCCGCGCUACCAGCACACGGGCGCCGUGUACCUGCUGAGCCGCAGCCCGCAGCACACGCUGCAGAGGAGCCUGCUGCUCCGCGGCCACCAGGUCGGCUCCUACUUCGGCAGCGCCGUGGCCCUGGCCGACCUCAACAACGACGGGUGGCAGGACCUGGUGGUGGGAGCCCCCUACUACUUCAAGCGCAAGCAGGAGGUGGGGGGGGCCGUGUACGUCUACAUGAACGAGGGGGGCGACUUCAGCCCCGAGCCCAGCCUGGAGCUCACCGGCCCCAGCUACUCGGCCUUCGGCUUCGCCGUGGCCAGCAUCGGCGAUGUCAACCAGGACGGCUUCCAGGAUAUCGCCGUGGGGGCUCCUUUCGAGGGGCCUGGCAAGGUCUACAUCUACCACAGCAGCGCGGAGGGUCUGUUGGACAAACCGCGGCAGGUGAUCAGCGGCUCGGAUCUGGGUCCCGCCAGCAUGCGGACCUUCGGGUACUCGCUUAGCGGGGGGCUGGAUGUGGACGGUAACUCCUACCCCGACCUCCUGGUGGGCAGCUUGGCAGACAGGAUUGCCCUGCUCAGAGCUCGCCCCGUGAUCAACAUCCUGAACAAGACGCUGACGGUGAACCCCAGCAAGGUGGACCCUGCCCGCUGCACCCCCAGCUCCUGCAUCAAGGUGACCGUCUGCUUCUCCUACAACCAGAGCGCCGGCAACCCCGAGUACAAGGAGACCAUCCGCCUGGAGUACACGCUGGAGGCUGACAAGGACCGGCACCCGCCCAGGGUGAGGUUUUUGGAGACGCAUUCUGCCACCUACCGCGGCAUCUUCCGUAUGCCCGACACCCGCUGCGAAACCCAGGAGCUGCUGCUGGUGGAGAACAUCCGGGACAAGCUGCACCCCAUCGUGCUCACCAUGAACUACUCACUGGUGGAGAAGCCCAGGACCUUCCAGCUGGGCCUCCACUCCCUCGAUGCAUUCCCUGUCCUCAACGCGGACCAGUCGCAUGAGAACGAGACUAAGAUUGAGUUCCAGAAGGAGUGUGGCACAGACAACAAGUGCUACAGCAACCUCCAGCUUCAGAGCAGCUUCGUGAAUGACCAGAACCAGCCCCUGCCCAGGCUGAACGGGACCCAGGUGCUGCAGUACAGCCAGGACAUGCGGAAGCUCUACCUGAGCGUGAACAUCACCAACAAGCCCAGCACGGCCUCCAACGGCGAGGAUGCCCACGAGGCCCUGCUCAACGUCACGGCACCUGCAACCCUGCUGCCCUCCUCCGUCCGCCCGACCGGGGCCUGCAGCUUUGGGGAGACGGUGCUGUGCGAGCUGGGCAACCCCUUCAAGAGGAACCAGAGGGCGGAGCUGAUCAUCGUCUUCGAGGUCAUUGGGAUCACACUGGACACACGAGAGGUCUCGGUGUGGCUGGACCUAACCACGCAGAGCACCCAGGAGGACCUGCAGCCCGUGCUGGCCAAGCUGCUCGUGGAUUACAGCAUCCAGUCAUCGCUGAAAAUAGUCACCUCCCACGUCCAGUCGUACUUCAGUGGGACGGUGGUGGGCGAGUCGGCCAUGCACAAAGAGCAGGACGUGGGCAGUGCCCUCAAGUUCGACUUCCAGGUGACCACCAGGGGGGAGUCGCUGGGUGCCCUGGGCACCAUCCUGCUCGGUUUCGAGUGGCCCUACGAGAUUCCCAAUGGCAAAUGGCUCCUGUACCCCACGGAGAUCCUCAUCAACAGCAACGAGACCUGCCAGCCCCCCGGGGGAGUCAUUAACCCCCUCAACCUCACCCUCCUGGAGGACAAGCUCCUAACGCGGCAGAGACGCGAGCUGGGGGCAUCGCAGCCGGCCGAGCCCCCCAUCACUCUGGCCACUGCCAAGAAGGCCAAGUCAGAGGUGGCGCUGAGCUGCUCCAAGGGCACUGCCCAUUGCAUCUGGUUCGAGUGCCCCGUGCACGGCACCCAGCACCCCACCUACUUCAGCAUCCGCGCCCGCGUGUGGAACAGCACCUUCAUCGAGCCCGUGUCGCCUCCUUCCUCGCAGUGCGGUUUCUUCCGGCGGGCCAACACGCGGGCCAUGUACGAAGCCAAGGGCCAGAAGGCGGAGAUGAAGAUCCAGCCGUCUGAAACGGAGCGGCUGGCUCCGGGGGGGGCCGGCGCCGUCGCCCCGGAGCGCCUGCUCCACCCGCUUGGUAAUGCCCUGCUCCCCGCGGCCCCCGCCGGCCGCAGCGGGACCCUCCUCUCCAGCCUCCUCUACUCUCCCUUCUGCUGCUCCAUCUCUCCCUAUAGGGCCCUGUAG
Molecule: messenger RNA, 2685 nt
Organism: Tinamus guttatus (white-throated tinamou)
Lineage: Eukaryota; Metazoa; Chordata; Aves; Tinamiformes; Tinamidae
Source: RefSeq, a predicted model, not a curated record